Messenger RNA from Puntigrus tetrazona (Sumatra barb), 3830 nucleotides. It is a transcript of the gene runx1, whose product is annotated as RUNX family transcription factor 1. NCBI's taxonomy places the organism in Eukaryota, Metazoa, Chordata, Actinopteri, Cypriniformes, Cyprinidae. The record is from RefSeq and is a predicted model, not a curated record. Gene Ontology annotation, biological process: hemopoiesis; regulation of cell differentiation; regulation of transcription by RNA polymerase II. Gene Ontology annotation, molecular function: ATP binding; DNA-binding transcription factor activity, RNA polymerase II-specific; RNA polymerase II cis-regulatory region sequence-specific DNA binding. Gene Ontology annotation, cellular component: nucleus. Bases 393 to 1754 code for a protein of 453 amino acids. The transcript has 7 exons.
ACGCAUCAUCCUUUCCACUGCGAGCGGCGUCCUGGAUUUCGGAAGAACGCGUUCUCUUUACGCAGCUCUAUACAGCGCGUAAAUGAGCGCGUGCACUUGCUUUUACGCGGUUAAAGACUGAAAGCGAAAGCGCCGGCGUCAGGUGCGCGGUUUGCAAGGCGCGCAACUUUACGCACGCUUUCUGAAGGAUACGCGAGCGCCAGAUCAUCCUCUCUUGUGGCACCUGCCGAGAGAGCAAACCGACUCGAGUUCGGUUCGGAACUGCGCUUCACUGAACGGAUAGUAAGACGCUCAAACUUCCCACGUCGCGCUCGAGCUCGCGCCCCGGAUCAGCUGCUCGCCUGGAGCCCUGGAUCCCGAUCCUGACCGAGAGCGUGUUCAAAAGAUACCAAAUGGUUUUUCUUUGGGACGCCAAAUACGAACCUGCGCCUGGGCGACGCUUCACGCCUCCCUCGACCACCCUGAGCUCGGGGAAGAUGAACGAGGGGUUGCCCCUGGGGGCUCAGGAGAGCAGCGGCGCCGCCCUGGUGGGCAAACUGCGCAUGGCUGACCGGAGCAUGGUGGAGGUGCUUUCCGACCACCCAGGAGAGCUGGUGCGCACCGACAGCCCCAACUUCCUGUGCUCCGUCCUGCCGACCCACUGGCGCUGCAACAAAACACUGCCCAUCGCCUUCAAGGUGGUUGCCCUCGGCGACAUUCCUGACGGCACUUUGGUCACGGUGAUGGCGGGCAACGAUGAGAACUACUCCGCCGAGCUCCGCAAUGCCACGGCCGCCAUCAAGAAUCAAGUGGCUCGUUUCAACGACCUGCGUUUUGUUGGCCGCAGCGGACGAGGCAAGAGUUUUACUCUCACCAUCACCGUCUUCACGAACCCUCCUCAGGUGGCCACGUAUCAGAGAGCCAUAAAGAUCACUGUAGACGGACCCCGAGAACCACGACGCCACCGACAGAAGCCGGAUGAAGCAGUAAAGCCAGGCGCGUUAGCUUUCUCUGAACAGUUGCGGCGAAGUGCCAUGCGGUGCAGUCCACACCAUGGCCCCGCCCCCAACCCCCGCCCCGCCCUCAACACGCCCCCCUUCAGCAGCCCCGCCCACAGCCAGAUUUCCGACUCUCGGCAGAUGCAGACGUCUCCGUCCUGGUCGUACGAGCAGUCCUACCCUUACCUGGGUCCCAUCUCCACCCCGGCGGUUCACCCCACGACACCCAUCUCCCCGAGCCGCAGCGCCAUACACUGUCCAGAUCUGACGGCGUUCACGGACCCUCGCGUGGGUCUGGAGCGCUCCUUCCCGUCGCUGCCCUCGCUCCCGGACGGCCGUUUCUCGGACCCCCGCGUGCCGUACCCCACGGGAGCGUUCACGUACACCCCCACGCCCGUCACCAGCGCCAUCGGCAUCGGCAUGUCGGCCAUGAGCAGCCCGGCCGGCCGCUAUCACACGUACUUACCCCCGGCGUACCCGGCGGGCUCCUCGCAGGCUCAGGCGGGCCCCUUCCAGCCCGGCUCGUCCCCGUAUCACCUGUACUACAGCAGCGCUGCCGGAUCGUACCAGUUCUCCAUGAUGCCGGCGGGAGGAGGAGGAGGAGGAGGAGAGCGCUCGCCCCCCCGCAUCUUACCGCCCUGCACCAACGCCUCCACAGGCUCCGCCCUCCUGCACCCCUCGCUGCCCAAUCAGAGCGAGGUGCUGGUGGAGGCCGAGGGAAGCCACAGCAGUUCACCAACCAGCCUGUCAGUGGAGGCCGUCUGGAGGCCGUACUGACGCCGGCUCGACCAAUAGGAGGAGGAGGAGGAGGAGGCGGGGCCGGAUUCACAGCAUACAGUACAAAAACCCAGACCCGUGUGACCCCGGACCACAAAACCAGUCAUUUUUUUUACAAUUGAGAUUUAUGCGUCAUUCGAAUAUCUAUGGGACUAUGCAUCUGAAAAACUAAGGGUGCUAAAACGCCUAAAUAUCAGGAGAAUCACUCUUGAAGUUGCCCAAAUAUUUCGGAAAUUUACACCGAACAUAAUCCUUUACUUGCAAUCCUAAUGCUAUUCGGCGCGAAAGAAAGAAAAGUCUAAUUUUGACCCCUACGAUGUGUUUUUGGCCAUUGCUGCAAAUACAGCCGAUGACUGCUUUUGUGCUCCGGGCUCGCGUCUAACAAAUAACACACUUCCGGGCGUUCACACACAGAGACGUGAACAGAAACCCGUCAUCGCUCGUGAGUUUAUGAAUAAAUUAGUUUCACGGCCGCGUGGUCUUUUUUAAACAGCGUGGUUCUUGAAGCAGAUAAACUUACAGGCUCUCUGUGAGUCACCACAGCUGUAAAAGCUCCAUCGAUUAGGAAAUACGUUUGUUCUCUGGGAUGAUGUUAUAUUAAUAGGGAAGGUUUGCCAGUGUCAUGAUAGCAGAUGAAUCCGGCCCUGAGGACGAGGGCGGCUGAAGCAGGUGGAUUCUGAUUGGACGCCACGGACGGACGUUUGUUCUUCACAGCGCAGCAUGAGACUCGUUUGUUUUUUAAAGUUGUGCAUAGUUUGUAUUGUUAUUAUUAAUAUUAUUGUUAUUAUUAUUACUGUUGUUUGUCUCGUCAUCACUGUAUAACUUUGUUCAUCGGUGCCAGAUAUGUUUCACGUCAAACCAAACCUCGAGGCCGGAAACAGACUCUACGCAAGAACUCAAACGCUUGACAAUGAGCACCGUUUCGGUGUUAAUAGAUGCAUGUAAGGAGAACCGUCCCACCAAACAAAAAUAAAACACAUUUGCAACUAUCUAGAAUUUGGUCAUAUAAAAUAAAAUACUAAUAAUGCAUUUUUUUUUUACUGAUUGCUGAUAUUAGUUAUAUUUCUUUUUGUUAUUCUGACAAUAAUUGAAUAUUUAAAUAAUUAUUUUUUUUUAGAUAAAAUGUGCUUAAAUUAUCAGACAUUUCAUAAAAUAAUUAAUAUAAAAAAAGGGAACAGUUAUUGCAAAAAUCGAAUGCUUUAUUCCAUAAUUUAAAAUAAUGAAAUUUUCGUUAUGCAUUUUACGUUUUGUUUGUUGUAUAUGAAAUGAUUGCUUGAUUAUUUUGACAAUUUUAAUAUUUAAAUAAAAGAUACCGCCUCGGCUUAAAAAUCAUCUCAGUUGAUUUGUAGAUAGUAUUUAUGAUACAAACAUGCAAAACAGAUUUACAUAAAUACAGUGCUAUAUGUCGGAAUUAAAAUACAUUACCAAUAUUUUAUUCAUCAUUUUAUGGCUGUUUUAUUACUUAUUAUGGCAACAGUAACAUUUAAAUAAUUCAAAAAAACUACAAAAAUACUACUCCAUUCAGGGAACUGCAAAAAUAUAAUGCUAAACGCAAAAACAAACAAACAUGCAUCAUAGUCUAACGAUUACGUAUUGCUCGUUUUGUUUAAAUAAAUAUUCAAGCGUUAUUAAAAUAUAAAUGAAAGUUAUCAGUCGUGUAAUAUAGAUCAAAUCACAAACCAAUCGAGUUUAGUAUUCCGUUCAGAACAUGAUAUAAAGAGAAUGAUUUGCUCAAACGUCCGUCUAGAAUAUUGUGUCAUGCCUUCGGACUCAGAUGUGAAUGCAGGGACGCACAGAACUGACCAGGCUUGUGUUGAGCUUGUGUAGAGUCCGUUUCAGGUUUCAGCCGUUUUCAGCUCACGACGGCCCCAGGUUUACGAGGCUUCGUCCGCUUCGCUGGACCACGGACCCGCUUUCUGUGUAAAUAGACUGCGAGAGACACUCGACGACGCGGCUUUCAACUUCCACGACUGUUAAACUGUUCAGAUGCAGCUUCGUUUUUUUUUUCCUUUUGUCCCUUUUCGACGUUUCUUUGGACAAUAUAACACUUUGUUGUGAAGAAACUGCUUAUUUCUA